GGCGAGCAGGAGAGCGGGUCGGUCAGGGUGAACGGAGAAGGUGUCUGAGCAGAGUCCAGGAAUCCUAUGGAGCACAAGUGAAAAAUCCUGGGGCGUAGCAGUAUCCUGAGGCGUUGGGAAAAAAAACCUGAAGGCAGGUAAUCACAAAAAAAUACACAAUCAUGAAAGUACAAAAACACUAGAGUCUCAAAAACCUUGAAGGCACAACAAGGGCUGGAAACUACCAAGCUGAAGCAAUCAUCCGGCCUCGAGCUGUGUCCUCCAUCCACCUUAUGUAGGAGGCCUGCUAACUGCUGACCAGGUGCAGCUGGAAAACUCCCUCUCCUACAACACACUCAAAGAUAGUUUAUUGAGAGGAGUACUCACCCCGGCUCAUGACACAAUGCCUGUAAAGUCAUAACAAAUACCAGUUCUUACUCGAAAGAUGCACACAAUAACCAGGAUCGAUAUUAGAAGACAGGGACAAUGCUGGUGGCAGAUACCAUAACAGCAUUACUACCAGCAUGAGGCUGAGAAAGUCCAAGUGAAGCAACACAUCUACAAGUAGUGGAAAGAAUGUCAUAGAAAUGUGUCUGAGGCUUGGCAGCCACCAGGGGGGCUUUUUUACAAUAUCAUCUCCACAAGUUGGAAUGUUCUGCUUAAACCCUUAUUCAGACAUCUGAUGAUUGAAAUCAAACAUUAUAAUGAGUCUGUUAAGUCAUCUCUGGACCCCAGGGCCAUCAGGACUCUUGAUGCUUUGACCUGUUUCGGUCUUGUGAACUUACAAUAAGUCUUCUUCCUCCCUUCUUUUAUUUUUCUUCCUUCUUUGUGUGUGUAUUAACCCUGGCUUGUUUCUUAUCUAUUCUGAUGCUGUAAUGGAAGAUUGAUCCUUUUCAAUGAAGUUUUAAAAAAAAGACACACACAGAGCUGGGUACUUCUUCAAGUAUACAAUGAAAACUUGUAGAAGCAGACAGGUUAAUGCAACAAGAAAGAACUUUUUCUGGCUGAUUUAUGAACACAUGAAAACAUUACGUGGCAAGAUUCAUUCAUGUUUUUGGACAAAAUCUGUUUAUUGAAUUUUGACAUUAUUAUAACGGAACAUAACACACAAGACAACACAAUCAGAGAUGAGUUCUGACUGUGGUCUGUGCUUAUGCACCAAACUACAGUUCAGACUACCCACCCUUUUUGGAGACCUUGGAGGGGGUGCUGGAAAGCGCUCCUUCAGGGUACUCCCUCGUUCUGCUGGGGGACUUUAACGCUCACGUGGGCAACAACAGUGAGACCUGGAGAGGUGUGGUUGGGAGAAAUGCACCCCCUGAUCUGAAUUCGAGUGGUGUUUUGUUUUUGGACUUCUGUGCCAGUAAUGGAUUGUCCAUAAUGAACACCAUGUUCAGACAUAAAGGUGUCCAUAUGUGCUCUUGGCACCAGGAUACCUUAGGCUGCAGCUCGAUGAUCAACUUUGUUGUUGUUUCAUCUGACCUGCGACCGCAUAUUUUGGACACUCGGGUGAAGAGAGGGGCAGAGCUGUCAACUGACCACUACCUGGUGGUGAGUUGGCUCAGAUGGUGGGGGAGGAUGCCGGUCAGACCAGACAGGCCCAAACGUAUCGCAAGGGUCUGCUGGGAAUGUCUGGCAGAGUCUCCUGUCAGAAGGAGCUUCAAUUCCCACCUCCGACAGAACUUCCAAAAUGUUCCGGGGCAGGCGGGAGACAUUGAGUCUGAAUGGACCCUGUUCCAUGCCUCCAUUGUUGAGGUGGCCGACCGGAGCUGUGGUCGCAGGAUCGUCGGUGCCUGUCGUGGUGGCAACCCCCGAACCCGCUGGUGGACACUGGCAGUUAGGGAUGCUGUCAAGCUGAAGAAAGAGUCCUAUCAGGUCUUUUUGGCCUGUGGGACUCCAGAGGCAGCUGACGGGUACCGGCAGUCCAAAUGGAACGCGGCUCGGGUGGUCACCGAGUCAAAAACCCGGGCAUGGGAGCAGUUUGGUGAGACCGUGGAGCAAGUCUUCCAUACAGCUUCAAGGAGAUUCUGGUCCACCAUCCGGCGCCUCGGGGGGUAAAGCAGUGCGCUACCAACACUGUCUACAGUAUAGUGGGGCCGGUGUGCUGCUGACCUCUACUCAGGAUGUUGUGGAUCGGUGGGCAAAAUACUUCGAAGACCUCCUCAAUCCCACCGACACGUCUUCCAGUGAGGAAGCAGAGUCUGGGGACUUUGAAUUGGCCUUUCAAAUCUCUGGUGCUGAGGUCAUUGAGGUGGUUUAAAUGCUCCUCUGUGGCAAGGCUCCAGGGGUGGAUGAGAUCCGCCCGGAGUUCCUUAAGGCUCUGGAUGUUGUGGGGCUGUGUUGGCUGACACGGCUCUGCAAUAUCGCGUGGACAUUGGGGGCAGUCCCACUGGACUGGCAGACUGGGGUGGUGGUCCCCUUAUUUAAAAAGGGGACCGCAGGGUGUGUUCCAACUACAGGGGGAUCACACUCCUGAGCCUUCCUGGUAAGGUCUAUUCAGGUUCUGGAGAGGAGUGUCCGUCGGAUUGUUGAACCUCAGAUUCAGGAGGAGCAAUGUGGUUUUCGUCCUGGCCGUGGAACACUGGACCAGCUCUAUACCCUUAGGGGGAUCCUGGAGGGUGCGUGGGAAUAGGGUUGUCACGGUAACCGGUAUAGCGGUAAACCCCGGUAAAAAAGUUGACAAUAAAAAUAACCGUCCAGUUUUUAAAAAACUAAAUUAUCUCGGUGGGUUUACCGUGGCCGCGGUUUCGGCGUGGUGACCCUUACCAGCCACCGUCGCUUCAGCUGAAGUUCCCGCGGCGCGCACACGCACUUUUUAGUUUGCAACGGCACCAAAACUUUGAAGCUGAAAUAAUGGCCGAAGGAGGAGACGGCAGCGCCCAGGACAUCCAUCAGCCCUCAAAGAAGACUACCUCGGAAGUAUGGGCAUAUUUGGGAUUUCUGAAAAACGCUGAGGGACAGUUAAUAGAAGACGGCUAUCCCGGUUGCAGAACGUGCAGGAAACAAGUGUCUGCAAAAGGCAGCAACACUUCGAAUCUAAUGGCACAUCUGCGUGACCAUCACCCACGUCUCUACAGCCAGUGCAAGGUAAGUUAACAUGAGCAUUUUAGCUUAAAUGCAUGACGUGAGGACUUUUGGCUGAGAGAGAAUGCAACGAGUCACUAUAUACUGCAGCCGCAGCGUCCUCUGCCAGCAUUUAAACCGUGUCACGGACACCCUGUUGCUGGAUGAAGCAUCUUAUUUGUUGAUGAUGAAGAGAAAUAUACAAUUAGUUCCUUGUCAUUGAUUUGUUUACUUAUUCAAUGCCAUUUAUACUUGAACAUUUGGAUUUGAUUACAUAGUGUAGUAGUUGUUUUAGUAAUUUGUUUAAAGUGGCUAUUUAUUUUAACUACAUAUUUUUUAAGGUUGACUUGUACAGUGCUCAAGUCAAGUGUGGACUGGAGUUUUAGAUUUUCAUUUUGAUAAUGAAGAGAACAAGUAUAUGAGAAAACAAGUGGUGUUUCUUUGAUUUGUUUACAUAUUGUUUAUGUUUUGAAUGUUUGGAUUUGUAUAAUUUAAACCUGCACUGACUACUGUAACAUGUUCCAGAAAAAUAAGCUAUUUGUUCCUUUACUUGUGAAAAGUUGCACUUUUGCUAAGGCUUUGUGUUAUUUUAGGUUUAAUAAACACUGUUAAACCUUUUCAAAACUAUUUCAGUUUGUGUAGAACAGGACUAUCAAUGCUUUCUGAACAUAUGCAACACCGUUUAAAAAAUACCGCGAUAAUACCAAAAACCGUGAUAAUUUUGGUCACAAUAACCGUGAGGUUAAAUUUUCAUACCGUGACAACCCUACUGGAGGAAACCCACGCAUGCAUGGGGAGAACACGCAACUCCACGCAAAAAGGUCAUAGCCGAGUUUCGAAUCUGCGACCUUCGUGCUGCGAGGCAACAGUGCUAACAACUGCGCCACCAUGCUGCCUUACCGGGCAAUCGGGAGUUUAUAUUCUUCAGAAAUUUCUGGGAAACGGUGCAUUUGGUGAGGUUUACAAGGGUUUAAAACAGGGAACAGCUGAAGCAGUGGCUCUGAAGUUUAUCACCAUUGAUUAAGUUAAUCAAUCACUUUGAAUAUAAUGACAGCUUCUGUUUAGUGUUUGAAACAUAUUACAUGAAUAUAUUUGGUUUAUUUCAAAUGAGAGAGGGGGAACCACUAGAUGUCAGUCAAGUCCAGGCGGUUUGCCCACGACCUGCUGGAUCUGAGUGAACUCAAAAAAGGGAAGAAGACAAAUCAAAAUACACCAGAUUUCAUUGUUACACAGACCUUGGAUACAGAGGUUGAUUCUGAUGAGGAAACUUCAAAGAAUGAAAGCAUUCAAAAGAACUCCCUUUAGUUUGAGGAUGUCACCAUCUGUCAAGGGGAAAGAGUAAUAAGACAUAAUUAGGAUGCAGUUUAAGUUUUAAUAACUUUUAUUUCUGUCUAAUAAAUUUCUAUAUUUCCCUUCAUGUAAAGAUACAGGAAACCGCAGGAUGACGCCGUCAGGGUGAGGAGGAGGAGAUUUUUAAAUUCGAACGGCUGUUGCUCACUCCCCCGCCCUUCCUGAAAGAGCCGAAAGCCACACCUCCCAAUGUGCACGCGCAGGAAAAGCAGAGUCAACAUCGGAGCAUUGCUUCUUGUAAUAGAGCUGAGCUAGUGUUAGCAAUGGAGUUAUCUGAGAGUUCAGUGAUUGAGGAAUCCUCUGAGGAAGAGUUUGAACCUCCUAUUGCAUCCUCAAGACGUGGUGCAAAAAGGAGAUGCUCACCAUCAUCUCAAAGCCGUGGUGCAUCCAGAGGCCGAAGAAGUGUGAGACACUCAGCUGUGGACCUUGGAGAUGAAGAUCUCUCUCGAGUUCGGAAUCUUUGUUCCGAGCGAAUAGACUUUGAACGUGUAAGCAUAACUGUUGCUGUAGCAUCUCUUUCCACUUUUGUAGCAACACAUACAGAACCUGAACCCUCAGCAGGCUAUUGACAUCCUUACCAUGGUGCUGGACAGACAUUGGUGUUCUCUUUGAUGUACUUGCCCUCUCUGGUCCACCUACCACAACACCUCCAACACCCAAUCAACCUUCAUGGUGUGUAUGCUCCCACUGCAGAGAUAUGCCAACUGAUUUGGAAAAGAAAUGCUGCCAACAGCCUCCCCAGACAUGUAUUUCAACUGUACCACACAUGGAGGAGUUUAUUCUGCAAAAUUCCCUGACCCCAAUGGUAACUACACUGGUUUUAUUCCAAGACGAUUGUAAAUAAAUGUAUAUAUUUGAUAUUUUACAUAAGUUUGUUUUUAUAUAUUUUUGUUUGAUGCUCUAAUAAAGUGUUCUAAAGCACAA
Molecule: messenger RNA, 5316 nt
Organism: Nothobranchius furzeri (turquoise killifish)
Lineage: Eukaryota; Metazoa; Chordata; Actinopteri; Cyprinodontiformes; Nothobranchiidae
Source: RefSeq, a predicted model, not a curated record